This is a messenger RNA of Rhipicephalus sanguineus (brown dog tick), 5895 nucleotides long. Its product is annotated as lamin Dm0. The transcript has 9 exons. Lineage: Eukaryota; Metazoa; Arthropoda; Arachnida; Ixodida; Ixodidae. Bases 127 to 1950 code for a protein of 607 amino acids. The record is from RefSeq and is a predicted model, not a curated record.
GUGGCGGCAGUUCGCCAUCUUGUAUUUGGCGGUGCCGGUAUUCGGGCGAGGCAGUGGUAGUACGCCGUCGACGUUUUGGGAACGUGAACAGCGAGGCAUUUGAAGCCGUGACACGGGCUAGCGAAGAUGGCGACGAGGAGCGUCCGCAAGACCGUUGUCACCACCACGACGUCGUCUCACAGCGCAUCGACGUCCCAGGACCGCGGCGACAACGAGGAGAACCCGGCGGCCGGGUUUCAGACUCCGCAGGACGGUGGGCGCGGGCGGCACGACCGGCGUUCGCGCUCGCCGUUGAGUCAGUCUCGUUUCACCCGGAUCCAGGAGAAGAAUGAGCUGGCAAACCUCAACGACCGGCUCGCUGCGUACAUCGACAGAGUGCGCGAGUUGGAAACCGAGAAUAGCAGACUCACGAAGCAGAUCGAGACGAGCCAGGAGACGCGCACUCGCGAAGUGACCAGCGUCAAGAAUCUGUACGAAAGAGAACUGGCCGAGGCCCGGAGGGCUGUCGACGAUACAGCCAACGAAAGAGCCAAGCUUCAGCUGGAAGCGAAGAAAUGGCAGGCCGACGCCGAAGCUUUGCAGGCCAAGCUGAACAAGAGGGAGCGUGAGUGGUCCACAGCAGAGCGGCGUGCGACAACAUUGGAGUCUCAGGUUGUCGACCUGCAAGGACGCCUGAACCAGGCUUUGACGCAGCUUAAGGAUGCUGAGAAUGAGCGGGAUGCCCUGGCAAAAGAACUCGAGCGCGUGAAGAAGGAGCUGCAAGAUCAGAUCCUGCGUAGCACAGACCUCAGCAACCGAGCCAAGACACUGAAUGAGCAGCUGGACUUCCAGAAGUCCCUUUAUGAGAAGGAACUGGAAGAAGUGCGUGUUGUGAAGCAGACCGAGAUCACAGAAAUCGAUGGACGGCUGAAGGAGAACUAUGAGCGCAAACUGGCCGACACACUGCAGGAGCUUCGUGAGCAGUAUGAAUCGCAGAUGCAGCUGAACCGGGAAGAAAUGCAGAGCAUCUAUGAGACCAAGAUGCGUGACCUGCAGGAACUGCUGGACCGACGCUCUUCAGACUCUUCCGUGACACGUGAUGAGUUGCACACCUACAAGACUCGCCUGGACGGUGUCAACUCUCGCAUUGCUGAGCUCGAAUCUCUGAACCAGUCUCUGUCAUCCCGUGUGCGGGACUUGGAGCGACUGUUGGAGCAAGAGCGUGACUGGAACACCCGAGCACUGUCGGCAAAGGAUGAAGAGAUCCACCGGCUGCGUGCGGAGAUGGAGCAGCAACUGAGAGAGUACCAGGACCUGCUGGACAUUAAGGUGGCACUCGACCUCGAGAUUGCCGCCUACCGCAAGCUGCUUGAGGGAGAGGAGACGCGCCUCAACAUCACUCCAUCAUCCAGCCCUACCAGCUCGGAAAUGUUUGUGACGCCUCACCGUGGCACCAAACGGAAGCGCACUUUCAUGUCCCACCGUGAGGAACAGAGCAACUCCGAUGCUCAGGUGACUGCAUCCGCAAAGGGAGACCUUGAAAUUUCUGAUCACUGCAUUGAUGGAAGAUACGUCACCAUCCACAACAAAGGAACGAAGGAGGUGCCCUUGGCCGGUUGGCAGGUUCACAGCAAAGCGGGCAAUGACGAGUUCACAUUCAAAUUCCACCGCACCCACGCGAUCAAGCCAGGAGCCUCAAUCACCAUUUGGAGUCCUGAAUGUGGAGUCACACACAACCCUCCCAGUGACUUGGUCAUGCGCACCACCAAGUGGCCCAAGGGUGAGCAGAAGCGCACAGCACUCCUCAGUUCGGAAGGCCAGGAAGUUGCAACGAGGGAGAGUCGUCGCCGUCAGUUCAGCCGGCUGUCUGAACGCAGCUCGGGCAUUGGCGGUGCCUCUGGUUUCCGCACCGAGCACAUCUUCCAUGACAAUGUGGACCCAAAUGAUCCAAAUCGGUGCAGCAUUAUGUGAGCUGAACUCUCAAGAGUACCGUCACCAACCACCGCACCAGACAACUGGACAUGUGCCAUCGAUAUUCAUCACCGCUGUUGCUUUCUACUGCUCUACAGUCUUGCCCGUCUGUGUGCAAUCACGGAUGGCAAAAGUGUGUGCCCCAUUUCAUUUUCAUGUUCGCCUUAUUUCUUUCAACAUAUGUCUUUUAUUAAAUUUAAACCUGUUUUAAUGGUAUCGAUUCAAUUUGGUUAGAAUAAACACACGGCAAAAACUUGAGAUGCUUAUACUCCAUCUGCAUACGAAUAUUUGUUCUACGCUCCUAUUUGGAAAUUUAUCUGAUAAUGUAAGCCUGGACAAUCUUUUUUUUUUUUCCUCACCACAUAUCCUUCAGAUUCCCUCUUUCUAUUGUCGUAUACACAUCAUGCAAUUAGGCCACUUAUUAAGAACCUUUCUUUUCUUUGCUACGCACUUGCAUUAUCCUUCGUCACCAAUAUUUUUGUGCUACCAAUCACCAAUUUUUUUGUGCUACCAAAAAAAAAAGAUACAUAUAAAAUAUAAUUUUCCUUUUUUACAUUUUGCAUAUUCAGUGAUUAUUGUAUUCGUAGAACAAAGUAGAACCUAUAUUAGAGCAUUAUUGAAGCAUGUUUUUUUUGUGUGUGUGUUUAUUAACUCUGGCAUUCAAGUGCUACAGUUAAUGUUGUGUCGUUCUUGCUCUGUGAACGUCUUACGCUGUUUAAAAGUUUGUUGCACUAGCUUUUCCUUGUCCUGUUGACACUGUCCAGUUUCAUUUUAAUUGUCUUUGUUUAUGCGAACUUCAGGGUGACCACUUAUGACAAGAUUUUGACCUGUUGCUGUCUUAGAGUUGCCUGCAAAAGUUCUGUUAUUGGAGUUGCAAAUAAAUUGAGGCAUCUUCCGGAAGUCCUAAUUGCUGUUAGUAGAAAGCAAUCACUGCGCUUUUUUUGGUGCAAGGUAGCCUAAAUUCAGGCGAGAAUUUUGGGGCGAUCUUCCUUAGUCAUUAUAAGUCUCUCAAACGUGAAAAUGUAUUACAAAUGUCACGCAUAUUCACCCGAGCCCGAUGAAAAUGAUUGGUUUGCUUUACAAGUUUUUGACAUCCCACACUCCAAAUUUGGCCUUGUUUUCAGGGACCUAUUCACCUUUUAACUCAAAGUUGCCUCGGCAUUCUAGUGAACUUGCCUCUAUUGGUGCUUGUUUUUCCUCUCCAAAGAUCCUCUCAACAUGGUACAUUCACUUUGUGCUAAUGUUUCUAAUAUACAGUUUGUGUUUCCAUGUUACACCAUGCAUAAGAGUUCGUGGUAAGAUUUGAUGCCAUUGAAUGAUAUGCUGGUUCAUUGCAUGGAGUAAACUGGCAACUCUAGUUGUCAAUGUACCUUACCUUAAUAGGUUCGGUUGCUGUUCAGUGGAGCAUGUUUACCUGGAAUGCCGGUGGAAAGUAGAAGAGUGAGAAUAAAUGUACACUUCUGUCGUGUCGUUUGGUUUAAGGGGGUAUGGUAGGGGAGGGUAAAUGGGUCGCCUUCACUUAGUGAAAUUUUUACCUUGUUUAAAAGGUUUAGGUUCAGACUAUUUGCAUGGUAUAAUCUGAGAAAAUUUCAGCGUUAUCAGUCUGAUACAACAAAUCUUGGAAAAUUUUCAGAGAACUGAUCAUGAGAAGAACGCACUUGUAUGUUUAAAACCACGCGCUGAAAAUGCUCACAACAGAAACAAAUGACUACGCUACAAAAGCAUUCCUGACGGGAAAAUUGCAAUAAAAAAUUAUGAAAAUGGUAGGAAAUGAAUAUAUUUAAUCAAUCUAGCCAUAUUUAUUAUCUAAAAUACAUACGUGCAGAAACAAUGCUGGGAAAAGUGAACAAACCAUCACAUUCGUCAGGAGGCGCAAUUUCUGGAGGCAUUUUUAAAUGGCUUUGAGUGCUCCUGUGUGCUCGUAACUGCAUGAUUUUGCUCCUCGGAGUGCUUUUUAGUAAUGAAAUUUAAAAAAAAACAAUUUUUUUUAUCUAUUUACCCUACCAUACCUCCUUAACUAGAAUUUCGUGUCAUUUUGCACAUACCAGGAAGAGCACUCACUGGCAACCCAUAACCAUGUCGCUGUUGGUCACAAUUAUAUAGUGUUGAAAACUUGCACUUGGCUUCAACAUAAACAAUGCAUAAUCUUCAUUAUUUGAAAUGCACACAUAAAAAAAAUUGUGUAAUUUCAUUGUUAAUUGCACCACUUUAAUUACCUGACAGAAGCGACCUCGUUGGACAACUGCAUUCAGGUUGUGUGUAGCUCUACUGUGUGCAGCAUAACAGUCUGCAGUGUCGCUUACAUUUUCGUUUAUGAAUACAUGAACUGCAGCGCAGUUCUUGCAUUCACUUUGUCUCCACUUCCAUUCGGUAUGAGGUCACCUUGAACACUGCUUGAUCUUCAUUGUCACUUUAUUCACGUCAUAUGGUUUGAAUAAAGUCACUCAGUCAUACAGGUUAGCACAGACAUUGGCACCUUACGCUCUGAUAAUGGCAGCAGUACUUUUAAUUUUUGCACGUGAACAUGGCAGUGUUGUUGUCACCUUCUUCUGGUGCACCAUAGUUUGUCUUUAUGCUUUCAUACUUGUAACUACAUAAAAGUUCCAAGGCAUUUAUGUGUUGUGCUUAUGAUGUAGCAGGGUGCUUUACAUUCACGUGGGUGUGAUCUGAACACCACUGCUCUGCAAUUGUUUAAAAAUAUACUAAGAUAUAACAAGAAAUGGCAUCCUGUUGAAUUACUGUUGGGUAUUGCAUAGAAAGAAUUCAUAUUUGCCAGAUGCUAACGGACUUUGUGCACUUGCAUAUACUUCGACUUGAUGGUAGGUCGUUAGAGGUUUCUCUUGCUGCUACUGAAGUUACUGGGCAGAGCUUAUAAAUUGUUGCUUCGUGGCUUUGCCUUUCUUCCAGUUGGUAUAGCUGAGAACUCGUCCAUGGAAAGUGCAUGCUGAAUGCCUGUAGGUGCCGAGUUUGCUGUUACCAAAAGGGCCGAUUUGUUGUGCGCUGACAAGUCUACUGUUUGUAAUUGCUGCAGCAUCCCCAUUCUGUGCAUGUCACUUGAGGCUGGUUGUUUAAACAAGCCAAUUAAACUUUGAGCUUAUAGAUUGUGUCUGCGUUAAGCUGUUUUGAUAGAAAUGAAAGAAGUUUGUGCUUCGAACUUUGCCGGAAGAGCUGACAAAUGGAAACUAUGCUUUUUGAAAGGCUGCAUAGAUGCCUGCUACGUAUGUUGCAUCGCAGCAAAUCACGUGCAACUUCUUUAAAUCAAACGCUGUUUUAUGUUAACUAGUUGUCGGGACGUCUUUUUCAGAUGUAUGUUGUAGGUGCUUGUGACGAUAUUUGUGUUAUCUGUUGUUUGUUUAUGUUGGGUAGCAUUUCUUUGAAGAAAGCUAAACCUACAGUGCCAGUGACCACUGCCAUGCUUCACACCAGAGUGCACUCUGUUAGCAAGCUGCAUACCACCCAUUAGAUCUAUAACUUUGCACACAUCACCGCUAUUGGUCAUCUUCAGCAGAUGCCCGUGCAGUGUUGAGUGCUUUCACACUGCUUACAAGAAAAGUGCCUAGCUGUAUAUCCGUCGAGUAGAUAGUUAAGAGAUUGGUGCAACUGUUUUUCUCUUCUUUUUUCCCCCCCUCUUUGUUGGGAAGAAUAAGUGAUUUAAGCUUUGCAUGACUUACUGCUUUGCUCUCCCCACUGCUUUUUGAUUUAGCAUUUCCCACUGCCACAUUUGUGUUCUUUGUACAAUGGUGCAAGAUCACUUUAUUGUGUUUUAUCUCAGUGGUGUCAUACACGCACAUAAAAAGUGAGCAGUGAUUUAGAUAUAUACCUUGUUUGGCUUUGGCUUCUGAAAUAUAUAUUGCAUGUCCAUUCAUUUUUGAAGAUUUCUUGUGUGGCUGUGGCUCUGCAUUCUUGUGGUGUACAAACAAAUGAUUAAAGUUGAAUCUAUUUGUA